AAUAUCAAAAUAGUAUAAAGAAAGUAUGUGUCAGUAUCACUAUCUCAUUUCAGACUUAUAAUAAAUAUAAAAGUCGAUAGUGGACAUUUCUAUUACGAUAUUUAAUGUUUUAAAACAAAAUAAAAAUGUAAUUUAAAUGAUACAGUGUAUAAAGAAUAAACGGAAAACAUAUAAAGAUAAUAAAUUAGGUCAAAGAUUCUCACCUUGCAAAAGAAAUCAUCUUCAGUGUCUAGAAUCAAGUACUUGUAUUCUUGUCAAAACCUUCGUGAUUUGUAAAACAGACAACAAUGAAGCACGGCGGACCGUCAGUGUUUUACGCAAAGGCGGACGGCAGUGAGUGGGCCAAAUACGUGAACGAAAAGUUGAAGUCUUAUGGCAUUCAUGGCGAGUUAAAUGAACUGUCGGUAGACAAGCAUUUAGUAGUAGUUUCUCAAUGUAUCAACGUGUUGAUAAUCACUCCAGAUUUUCUUGAACACAAAGACUGGAGUUCUAUAUCGGAGCUCGACCAUGACACGUGUUUCGCAGUGCUUACCGGCGUGGAGCUCUGUGAUCUUAAAGACGCCGGGAAACUGUACGGUUGUGAGCACAUGGCAGAGUGGGAAGUGCACGAGAACACAGGCACGGAUGACUGUGUGAAGGACAUGUUUGUGAAGAUCAUUGCAAUAUACGAACACUCGAACCCCCUCCCGAGUUCGCAUUCACCACAUUCCCAACACCCACCUCACACUCCCGCGCACGGACAAAAGCUUCCACUACGUCACAUUGUCAGUGACCCUUCAAGUAGUUUUCCUUAUUGGAAUAUAUCAAGUUCCCCUCGCCACACGAGCAUAGGCCACUUGCACGAGGAGGACGACGAUGACAGGGGAUACUACGACACGUUGCCGCAGAAGCCCCGGCAGGUCAACGCAUUAAAGGAAGUGUUCUUUAAGGACGAUGUUAUAUAUAUGAUAGUGGAACGUCUUCCAGAGGAAGAGAUAGACGUUAAAAUCGGUGAAGAAAGCGUCUCACCGAUCCUUACGGCGCAUGUUGUGUACACGUUACCAACACUUAAAGGGCAUCCCAAAUCUGAAGUCACUGUGUCCCAACACGGUGACGUCAUCGGUAAACGUCACGUGUCAUGCCUGCAUAGCACACCAGAAGAAGCUUUCGACGCUGACGUUCAAAACGCUCAAAAACGUCUGACGUCAUUGUCGGGAACGUCCAAAUCAAUCGCAACACAGACGGAUGUUGUACAGAUGGAAACUCCACGAAAAUCUCAAGUACAAACCCCGGAGGGUCAUUUGACGGACAGAGAAAGUGAAUAUAUGACCACGAGUGCGAUCAGACUUAGAUCGUCGUCACAAAACUCGUGUGAUUCAAAACUUGAACAAUUGUGUCAGCUUUUAGAAGAGGAAACGAGUCCAGAAACGUUACUCUGCAGGUGCCUAGGCAUCGAACAGGACACAGAGUUGCUGGACAAGAAGAUGGCGAAACUGGUUGAUACUAUGGAAACGUUACGAGCAAUAUCAUUCCCAUCCCGACCACUUUCAUCAGAAGCCACUGAAAACUCCACGUGGCCGACGCUGGUUCAUUUUGGGGCGAGGUUCAACCUUCAAACGUUCUGUGAUGUGUUGCUAAGCAACCCAAUUUUCUACGACGCCUGCACUCGCAAAAACUCAUAUGGCGACACCCCAGAAGAUAUAGCACGAAAACACGGGCAUAGAGAUUUAGCCGCUAAAUUAGAGGCGUUUGCUCAAGAGCUAAAAUCAACUAAAUACGACAGCGGCGUAUCCGGUUUCUCUCUUGACCGGCCCAUGCCCCGACUGUCCACCAUCCUGCUUGGGGACGCCCCGCCCCCACCGCAUGCUUUCCAGCGCUACAUCAACUUGGACGGUGACACAUAUGAAGAACGUAAACCUGAGCUACCACCCAGGCCGUUUGAAGACUUAUAUGAUAUAUCUGCGGAUUCAGAAUUUGCAGCAGACAAGCGUGGGAGUGGCAGUUCCGUGUCGAGCCACGAACAUGGUGGUAUCGACGAUGUACAGUACAAACACAAGGACGUCACUGCCAUGUUGGGGUGUGAUAGUCCUUCACCACAAGAAGAGAAGAAGAAAAAACACUGGUACAAGCGUCUAUUGUCUAAGACCGGUCGAGAACGUAGUAACUCGGAACCGGCCAUUACUGUCUUGAGGGACUUCAAGGGCUCGCGGAAGGACCACUCAAGAUCCAGUGGAAGUUCAAGCUCCGCGUCGACUUACUCGGACGGUCCCGGUACGGUACCCUAUAUGGAUGAACAAGAAGAGGUAACCCUGCGUGAAUCAGUAACAAAAAAUAAAGGGAAAGGGAAAAUUAAAGGCAUCUUAAUGGACAAAAAACAUUUGAAGCGACAGUCGAUGCGAAUCAAGAAGGCGGAGAAGGACAGCCAUCAUGAUGGCCCCAAAUUGCCCCUACGAGCCCAGGAACUCAAGAACUCGAGAUUCUAGGCACAGGAUGUGACGUCACGCCGAACAGGAAGUCACAUUUCAACGAAACUUACGUUAGUAAUCACCGGCAAUGUUAUGAGACGUUGACCAUUUUUGGGAUCCUUGGAAUAUAGGUUGUCGUAUGGAAUGCACGAUGUUCAGGCCGAUCAAUUCUACUGACUAACGUUUUCAAGACGUAUCACAGUACUGCAGGCAAUGUCCUCCAUCCUUCAAUUUUAAAUGUGAUUCAGAUGCAAUAAAAAUAGUAUGAAUUGUUAACUACCAAAAACCCACUUUAUGUGCGUCAUCAAUGACAAGGUAUUCGAUGUUAAGCAUCUACAUCAUUGUAUUAUUGUGUUAGUGUAUAUAUAUACUGUUAUAGUGUAGAAAGGCGACUUAAAUUCUGACGUGAUAAUAUCUGCACGCAACAUCAACAACUACAACUGAUAUUAUCAUACAGACGCAAUUUUAAAUGAGUAUUGUAUAUACAUAGUGUAAUGGAGCUUACAUGUUUACAACUUUAUUUAUAGUGUACAGGACUGUUCAUCCGUGUAAUGUUUAGUAAAUGGUUUGAUGGCCAUGUUUAUUUUGUUUGUAAAUAUAAAUAAUAAUUCAUAUAUAGAUAAUAAUUCAUAUGUUAUAUGUAUGUAAUUUUAAUAUGUACAUUAAAGGGACUUAUUCUCAUAGUUUACUUUGGCAACAUUUUCAUUCUUUGUAACUGAGUUAUUUUACCUGCCUUUAAACAGACACCAAACAUCAAUUGGCAGAAACUUACUUGAACAGAAUGUUGCAACUCCAGGCCUUAAAUAUUUUUCAAUAGGGUUAAAUUUGGCAAAUAGAUCUUUUCUGUCUCAAUUGAAAAAAACAACAACAAGGCUCCAAAAUUACCAUCCGGGGUGGUAUUCAAUAUUGAUCUUAAAUGGAUCUAAGAACGAUGUAGCUAAUCGGAUUGCUAGAUAUAAAUUACAGACCUACAUGUAUACAGUUAAUGGAGACAAUGAUGUAUGACCAUAAGAAUGACUUAAGUCGAAUAUUGAAAACCACCUCUGGUGGUUUAACCAGUAUUUAACAGUGAGUAAAUUACAGAAUUGAGAAUUAACCAUAAUUGUUUGUUUUUUCUAAGUCUCUCUUCUUAACCUUUGAAACUUGAGUCCCUUUAACUUAACCUGUCUGAUAUCACUGGUGCAAUGCAAUAUACAUGUUUUCAAAGGCAUUUACAAUAUUGUUAUUAUGUACAAAACCUGCCCCAAAUGUUCAUGCUCUGUGUAUAUGUAUGUACUUCUAUUUGAUAUUGUUAUAUUUAAGUCUCAUUUAUAAUUAUUAACGCUAUUCAGAUGAAGUUAAAACAUAUAAAAAGACACAUUUAACAUACUUUCAGAAGAUUAUGGAUUGAAUUUUAACUGUUCACAAUAAAAUGUUAUAAAGCCAUGAAAACUGUAACCAGUCAGUAUUUUGAAAGUUUUGGUUUUUACUCAUUAUUUGGUAAAAUCUAAAUAUUUCCAAUUUCUAUUGGAAUAAAAUAAAUUUUCAAAAUACUUCCUCAUUAAUAAGAAUUCUCAAAAUCUGAACAAAGAACCAUUAUGAAUUGUUUAUUCAUUAGGUACUUAAGUAUAAUGGUAUGUUGAAAUGGGACUUUCUUAAAAUGUAGAAUUAUAAUAAUUAUUUAAACUUGUUAAGAUUUCUUACAGCUGAUAUUUUUCAAUCCUGAUUAAUACCCGGGCUUCUGUUUGAGAAUAAAUAAGGGAUUCAUACCCAAAGUAGGGUACAGUGGCAAUUAAACCCUUUUGAAAUGGUUUCCAAUGUCAUUUAUAUUCAUUUCAAGGUAACUUCCUGCUGUUUUUUAAUGAAUGUGUCUGAGCAAAAAAAACAUCUUCGUUACUCCCAGAACAGAAAUCGAAAGUUAAAAUUUCUCAAUCCUGAUUUAGGAUUAAUCCUAAACCUUGGAACCCUGGCCCAAUAUUCAUAAAACAUCUUAAGUCAUGAAUACAUCUUAAGUCAUCUUUUAACCUUAGUCCAAUUCUUAACUUUUUUAUAGUCAAUCUAAAAGAAGUUAUUUUAGUAUAAAAAUAUGUUUAUUUAUUUUAAUAACAUCAAUACAAAAUAAAGCAUUUCUGAUAGUAUCAAGCUUUUAAAUAAAACAACCACCGAGAUAUAUAGCUUAGGAAAAUGAGUUAAGAUGUUUUUUUGAAUACCUGUCCAGCUCUAAAUGCAUUUAAGUGUGAAAUAUUGUGAAAUUGAAUAGAGGUUGUGUGUGUGUGUUUGAUGUUCAACAAUAGUUUUGUAUGAACAUUAACUAAAAUGAUUUCCAACAAGGAAAUCUAUUUUGGAUAUUGAUAAGAUGUACAUGUACUUGUUUUCAGAUGAAACAAUGCAGUAAAAAUAAAAUCUCA
Mya arenaria is the source of this 4831-nucleotide messenger RNA. RefSeq lists its product as uncharacterized. Gene Ontology annotation, cellular component: cytosol. The coding region runs from base 288 to 2462 and encodes 724 amino acids. Lineage: Eukaryota; Metazoa; Mollusca; Bivalvia; Myida; Myidae. Gene Ontology annotation, molecular function: fibroblast growth factor receptor binding; transmembrane receptor protein tyrosine kinase adaptor activity. The record is from RefSeq and is a predicted model, not a curated record. The transcript is spliced from 12 exons.